AUGCUUAACUCAACCUUUUCACACCGUAAGGCUCUCGUCCAGGAGGACCCAAAUGCCAAGGAUGUUCAAGCUACCACAACACCCAAAGCUCAAAAUGGGGGCCUGGUCAAGAAGACCGCUGGAACCACUCGACAACAUCGCUCAAGCUGGCCAAGUUUCCAAUGGUGGCUUAUGGCCAUCCCAUCAUUCAUCAUAUCAGCUUACGGCGCUGCAUUCUUCACUGGAAACACCCUGGGCGACCCACAAAUCAAGGCGAGAAUCAUUAUUUCACUCGGAGGCGUGAUCCACAUCGGGGGCUCCCUCGUGGCGAUGGGUCUCGGCCCGUUCCAGUUCCUCCCGCAGUUGCGGCAGCAAAACAUUCAGAUCCAUCGUUGGUUAGGAUGGGUCUAUGUCAUUGCGGUGACGACUGGUGGCAUCGCUGCGUUCUACGUCACAUUCAACAGCGAGGCAUUGCUAUGGGGCAAGGUUGGGUUUGACCUUCUCGCCUUGGGAUGGCUUGAGACUGCUAGACGGAGUAUUGUUGCCAUUCGGUCGAACGGAGACAUCAAGAGUCAUCAGGCGUGGAUGACGAGGAACUUUGCUCUCACUUAUGCUGCGGUAAUGCUGCGGUGGCAGCUGCCUUUGAUGAUCGCCGCGGGUAUGGAAGUCAGGUUCGCGCUGUCUAUCACCGGAUACAUCUCUUGGAUGCCAAAUCUUUGGUAUGUCGAACGUUUUGUGCUGAAGAAGGAUUGA
This is a messenger RNA of Colletotrichum phormii, 732 nucleotides long. RefSeq lists its product as uncharacterized. The record is from RefSeq and is a predicted model, not a curated record. Bases 1 to 732 code for a protein of 243 amino acids. The transcript has a single exon. Lineage: Eukaryota; Fungi; Ascomycota; Sordariomycetes; Glomerellales; Glomerellaceae.